AUGCCCUACGUGGGCGUGGGCGCGCAGCGGCAAGCUGCUGCGCAAUCACUAUGCGGCCGCCGGAUGCUGAGCGUCUACUUGGCGAUGGCCGUCGGGCUGCUGAUGACGGUGUUCGUGGCGCUGCUCGGAAAAUAUCACUCUGAUCACCCGGCAAUAGCCCCGAAAAUGGAGACGAUUGAGGAUGUGCACGCCUUCGCCGCCCGCACCUUAUCCGAAAACAUCAACGUUGAGAACAUCAAGGAAUAUUUACGCGUCUUCACGAAAGAGCCCCACGUCGCCGGAUCCGAGAAUAACAAACGGGUGGCGCACGCGAUCCACGAUCUUUGGAAGACUAUCGGGCUCGAGGAUGUUCGACUUGUACCCUAUGAGGUGCUACUCUCAUAUCCGGACUGGGAUAAGCCGAAUAAGGUUUUUAUCAAAAAAGGGACACAGACGGUCUUCGAGUCGAAGGGAAUUAGCCCGGUGAUAAUUCCAGAUGAACAGGGAGCAAAAUACGCUGGUCAUCAAUGGGUAGCUUGGGCAGCCCCAGGUAUCGUCACCGGGGAUGUCGUCUUCUGCAACCGAGGUCACCAGGAGGAUUUUGAAAAUCUGCGCAAGCUAGGGGUCGAUGUUACGGGCAAAAUCGCGCUCCUGCGAUAUGGCGAUGGUUUCCGAGGCGAUAAAGUGAAGAUUGCGCAGGAUUACGGUGCUAUCGGGGCCAUACUGUAUUCCGAUCCAGAUGACGUGGCGUCAGAUGGCACGGAUUCUGCCCACGUUUACCCAAACACGGUGUGGAUGCCGAACGAGGGAGUACAGCGUGGUUCGACGAUGCAUGGUGAUGGAGACCCGUUGACACCAUUGUACCCCAGCAAGCCGGAUAUAUACAAAUAUCGCACGAUCGAGCAGGCGAAGAAAGAUCGUGUCCUACCCACCAUUCCUAUUCUACCGAUCAGUUACACGACAGCUUGGCAGAUUAUGUCCCGAAUGGAUGGACGUCCGGUGCCAAAGCAGUGGCAGGGAGGCCUUAACGUCACCUACCGUACGGGCCCUGGCCUCAAGGAUGGAGCUACCGUAACCAUUGAUGUGAAAUCGGAAUUGCAGACGAGAAACAUCCGCAACGUCAUUGGCUACAUCCGAGGCCGCGACGAGCCCGAUCGCUAUGUAAUCCUGGGCAACCAUUUUGAUGCUUGGGUCUACGGCUCCAUCGACCCGAACAGCGGGACGGCCAUCCUCAGUGAAGUAGCCAGAUCUAUGGUAGCUACGAUGAACCAAACAGGGUGGAGGCCAGCCCGGAGCAUCAUCUUCAUGUCAUGGGACGCCGAAGAGUACGGCCUCGUCGGGUCGACGGAAUUCGUCGAGGAGUACGUCGACAUUCUGCAGAAGCGAGCGGUUGUCUACAUCAACAUGGACUGUAUGACUGGCAAUCGGACCUUGAUUCUCAAUACCGUCCCCUCGCUCUAUGACGUCUCGAUUUCCGUCUCAAAAACUGUCAAGAACCCGUUGAAAUCUGAGGUUGAAAGAGGGAGAAAAACGGUUUUUGAUACUUGGCUCAAAUACUUCCCGGACCCAAAACGGCGCGGUAGGCCGGAAAUGCAAGUCCCAAGCGGUGGAUCCGAUCACGCACCGUUCCUGAAUUUUGCUGGAGUUCCGGUCAUUGAUUUUUCCUACAAGAACAUCUCCCGGAAAGACUACGCGCUCUACCACUCGAUGUACGAGACGCCGUUCGUCAACGAGAAUCUGAUCGAUCCGGAUGGUUUUGCGGCUCAUCGAGCAACUGGGCAAGUCUGGGCCGAGCUAGCAAGAAGAUUUGCUGAUGAGGUCAUCCUCCCCUUCAACGUCACCGAUUUGGCAGUGUCGAUCUUGAAAGACUACAUCCCGGAUGUCCGGCAAGCCAUGGGACCGCUCUACUACUUCAAGGAAGCCAUCGACGACGCCAAGCAACAAUUGACGCACUUUACCGCGGCUACUACUGAAUUCUACAACGUCGCCCUGCAAUUCAACAAAACGAUCACGCUGGGCAGGCAGGCUUUUGAUCAGAAUCCGUACGAUCCGCGCCACGUUCACGCGAUCAACGAGAGGAUUAUGGGCGUGGAGCGCUGCUUCAUCAAUCCGCGCGGGAUGAAGCGCGCCCCGCAGAGUCGGCACGUCCUGUUUUCGGUAUCCGACAAGGACAGCUACAGCGGCCGGGAGAUGGCCGCCGUUUUUGAUGCCAUCUCGGAUUUCAAAGCGGCCAAAUCAACGCAAGAACGCCAGGCGGCUGGCCGCGAGCUCGCUCAGGAAAUUAGCAAGGUGCAAUACUCUAUAAUGUGUGCUACAAAUGUGUUGUUGGAUCAUAUC
Messenger RNA from Mesorhabditis spiculigera, 2316 nucleotides. The record is from the annotation of a GenBank genome assembly. Lineage: Eukaryota; Metazoa; Nematoda; Chromadorea; Rhabditida; Rhabditidae.